Molecule: messenger RNA, 1216 nt
Organism: Protopterus annectens (West African lungfish)
Lineage: Eukaryota; Metazoa; Chordata; Ceratodontiformes; Protopteridae
Gene: DNAAF10
Product: dynein axonemal assembly factor 10
Exons: 10
Coding region: 359-1216 (285 amino acids)
Molecular function (GO): ubiquitin binding
Source: RefSeq, a predicted model, not a curated record
AACUUAAGAACAGAGACCAGGGGAAAUAGUCUACAAAUAAUAUGCAAAACUCUGCUCUGAAAUCUUCGACACUUCGCAGAACAAGGAGAAAUGUGUUUUAUUUAAAACAGUGCUUGACUUGGAUUUUGGAUAAAGACGUACGCAGGCAUUGCUUAGCCAGCUAAAUCAACUGUCAAAAGUUCAGACAUUGUAAAAAGUACGAGAAGUCGUUUGCCACAAAAGUCUUCUGGUAGAACUCUGGUAGAAACGUUAAACUGUCAUCCAACAGAAGACUGUCUAUGUUUGUUACUGCAUAUUAUAUGUCUAUUGAUAUAUCGCAACUUAUCUAGAUUUUUAAACAGGUAAUUAACAUUGGAUUAUGGACAAGCCACAGAUAAUCGUUCACAUUCAGAAAGGACUAAAUUAUACGCUGUUUGAUUGUAAAUGGAUACCGUGCAGCGCCAGGUUUGUUUGCAUGGGAAACUUCGCACGGGGCACUGGUGUGAUGCAGGUCUACGAAGUGCAGCAUGGAGAACUCCAGAUGGUUAAAGAGAUAGAAAAGGCAAAACCCAUCAAAUGUGGAACCUUUGGCGCCACCUCUCUGCAGCAGAGACAUAUAGCUACAGGAGACUUUGACGGAAACCUUCACACGUGGAAUCUAGAAGCUCCAGACUGUCCUGUAUACUCUGUCAAAGCUCACAAGGAAAUAAUAAACUGCAUAGAUGGUGUAGCAGGGUUAGGAAUUGGUGAAGGAGCUCCUGAAAUUGUGACAGGGAGCAGAGAUGGGACAGUGAAGGUAUGGGAUCCAAGACAAAAAGAUGUUCCUGUGGCAAAUAUGGAGCCUGCAGAAGGAGAAACUAAACGGGAUUGUUGGACAGUGGCAUUUGGUGAGUUGCUGAGAAAUGAGAAGAGGGUUGGAUGCUCAGGUCAUGAUCAUGGGGUUAUAAAGAUACUACCAUAUAGGCAUAUGGCACUUCAUUGGCCAACUUCCAUCUUAAACUGCGUUUGUUGGGUAGAAUUUGAUAGGAAAGAUAUCAAUAUGAAUAAAUUGGUUGCCACUUCCUUAGAAGGCAAAUUUCAUGUUUUUGACAUGAGGACGCAACAUCCAACCAAGGGCUUUGCAUCUGUUUCUGAAAAGGCACACAAGUCUACAGUAUGGCAAGCACGGCACCUUCCACAGAACAGAGACAUCUUCAUGACAACUGGUGGUGGUGGAAACCUUCAUCUGUGGAAAUAG